This is a messenger RNA of Scaptodrosophila lebanonensis, 2829 nucleotides long. Its product is annotated as probable serine/threonine-protein kinase yakA. Gene Ontology annotation, cellular component: nucleus. The record is from RefSeq and is a predicted model, not a curated record. Bases 385 to 2526 code for a protein of 713 amino acids. Lineage: Eukaryota; Metazoa; Arthropoda; Insecta; Diptera; Drosophilidae. Gene Ontology annotation, molecular function: RNA binding. The transcript has 11 exons.
AAAAGAAUUUACCUUCAAAUCUAGUGGUGGAAUAAGUAUGUUCUUUUGAGUGUUGUGAACAACAAAACAACUAAAAAACUAUUUUCGAAAAGAUUUAAAAACAACGUGCGGCCGUUCAGGAAUUCGUUGAGGGACGUCACAAAAAGUGAGCAAAUCAAAAGCAUCAAAAAGCAUUGUCAAAGCAAGGAGGAGGAGGAGGAGGAGCGGGCAGCCUAAGUUUUUGCGACAAACCUGAAAUACGCUUGGUUGGCAUCUACAUAGGUAGUCAGUAUUGCUUUCCUGUACUUUGGACACACGUGCGCCGCGGCUGCGCCCGUGACAGUGCCCGUACCCGUGCCCCUACGUUUGUCAACAGCAACCACAAUAACAACAGGAGCAGCUGCAAUGAAGCUAUCAAAACUGUCCAACCAGACGAACUCACAGGAUCCGCAGGCAGUUAAUUCGCGCAUCUUCGUGGGCAAUCUGAAUACCUUUCAGUGCUCCAAAACGGAUGUGGAGCGCAUGUUCCAGAUCUAUGGCAGGCUGGCGGGUAUUUCCAUGCAUAAGGGCUAUGCCUUUGUGCAGUUCACCAACCCAUUCGAUGCCCGCAAUGCCUGCCACGGUGAGGAUGGCAAGACGGUUCUCAGCCAGACGCUAGAUGUUAAUAUGGUGGCCGAGCCAAAGGCACACCAAAUCGGACGUAAACGUCAGAAUGUUAGCAAAACUGGAAAUGAUUGGGAUUACUUUUACGACAGCUAUUGCUCCUCGACACUGCUGCGCAGCAGCGUUAAUGGCGUGCGUCCAAAGAAGCGCAAGCGCCUGAUGACCAAUGGCAGCAGCCUAGCCGCUGCAGUGCAGCAAUCGCAGCAGCAGCUGGCACAUGGUGCACAUCACCAUAGCGCUGCUGCCGUGGCCGCUGCUGCCGCGGCUGCAGCGCAUCAUCAGCAACAGCAGGCACAGGUGCAGGCGCAGCAGCAACAGCAGCAGCACCAUCAUCAUCAGCAGCAAGUGGCCGCUGUUGCUAUGGCAGCUAUGGCCAAUUUGCUGCCACAGCAACAAUUGCUGCUGCAUCAGCAGAAUUUGCUAUCGAAUGCAGCCACAGCCGCGGCUGUGGCCACGACAGCUGCAGCCACAAAUACGGCACCGAACGGCGCCCAUCAUGGCCUACACUGGUCGCAGCAAUACAAACAGGAGCAGCAGCAACAACAACAGAAGCAGCAGCAGCAGCAACAGCAACAACAGUUCGUGGUUGCUGCCACAGGGUAUCAGGCAACGACAUCCCCCCAGAAUGCAAAGUCAGCCAUAAUUGCUAAUCAAACAGCGCUCAGCAAUGGCGUCGGUCUGGAGCAGUUUGCCGCCUUCGGUCAGCAGUCGCAUCACCAGCAUCAGCAUCAGCAACAACAGCAGCAGCAGCAGCAACAACAACAGCAACAGCUCGGCUGUCUGUUGCAGCCAUUGACUUUGGCGUUGUCACCACAACAAGUGCAUGGCCAGCAGGCGGCGACGCCCCUGCAAUUGCACAACCAAUUGAUGCAACAGCAACAACAACAGCAGCAACCGCUCCAAACACAGCAGCAGCAACAACUACAACAACAUGCGCAGGAGCAAUUAAGUUCGCAUCAGCACUGGGGACCUUUCAAAGUUUACAGCAAUCCGGACACAUUAAUUUGCGGCAAUUGCCGAGAAUGUUUCAACGAGCUGUCUGAGUUAUUAGACCACAAGAAAAGUUAUUGCAAGCUGAGGUUCACAUGCAAGUGCCAGGAUGUGGCCUUUGCAGCAAAAACGCCAACGAGCAGCGCUAAAUUGCUUUGUGCCGUUUGCAAGGAUGCAUUCACCAAUCCCUGGGAUUUGAUGGUCCACGCACAGGCCGCACACAUGGUUAACAUUUACGAACUGGGCGUUGAGGCGACAGCGACUGCCUCUAACGGCAACAGCAGCAUAACAAACAGCAACAACAACACAAGCAACAAUGGAAACGAUGCCUCCAAUUGUGUGUUGCCCUCUGCCGCGACCACUUCCGUUUCUCCCCAAAUGCAGGCGUCAGCUACACUUAACAAGGAGCCCAAUAACAAUAACAAAAUUAGCAACAAUAACAACAACAGUCACAUGUCACCCACAAAUGUGCCCGCCAUUGCAGCGAAGACCUCAGCCUCAGCCUCUGCCGGCGCUGCCAUCGCCGUCGCCGACUGCCAUGUCAGCGAUGGAGAGGCGCACUGCAUGGACAUCAAAUUUGGAAUUUGUGCCAGUCCCAAAGAGGAUCAGCAGCGCGAUGAUUUGUCGCUGGAUGAACGCCUGUCCACCUCUUCGCAAGCACACCAGUCGGACUCGGAAAUGAAGCUGCUGAGCGGGUCCAUAUCUUCGCGUGGUAGUUCGCCUUGCUUGGACGCCGACGAGCCACCAGCUACCCGUGCGUGUAUUGUGCGCACCCUGAGCAUUGAGGCCGCCGGAACUGCAGCCUCGCCCGCAGCACAGGCCUUGAGUUUGAUGACAAGUGGAUUGGGUCUGGCACUUGCCAAUGGUGCCGUACAAGCUAUAACCCCACAGUAAAUGCCACUACCUAUGCUUUUGAACGUUAUAAAUUAGACGUGGAAUCAAAGAAAAAAUAUUUUUUGCAACCAGAAGGGCGUGCAGUAUUCAAAAUAUUGCUCUUGGCAUCGUAGUAUAUCAAGACGAAAUAGAAGUGCAAUUCGUUCAGUAUUUUUAUACUAGAGUAAUGCUAAUCAUUUGGCAAAAUACAUUGUAAAACAAGAAGAAAUGAGCGCGAAGUGCUGGCAAACAUAUCAUUUUAAAAUAGUGCUAGUCAUUAGUUAUUAAAAUAUCGACGAAAAUAUCAAAAUUAUUAAGCUUCUG